Messenger RNA from Cyclocybe aegerita, 609 nucleotides. NCBI's taxonomy places the organism in Eukaryota, Fungi, Basidiomycota, Agaricomycetes, Agaricales, Hemipholiotaceae. The record is from the annotation of a GenBank genome assembly.
AUGGGGGCGUUCAGAUCCUCCGACGAAACCCGAUCCAUUGUGAUGGAACCUUUGUGCGUCUUUGCAUUGAACUAUCACCUAGGGCUCGCGAAGAAACGCGAUAAGCUGAUUAGCCUUGUAGGGACUAUGUCCUCACCGGUACUCGAGCAUGCGGUGGCGCAUGCCCCUCAUAUCCACCGAUUUCCUCCAGAAAUCAUCUUAGAGGUGUUAGUGAUGCUGCUCGACGACAACUCAAGAAACAUGAUUUACCCCUCGCAUGUUUGUCGCCUCUGGCGCCGGUUGAUCAUCCAAUCACCUUCGCUGUGGACUUGCAUCGUCCUCGGCGAUGACGAUGAGGAAGAGUAUGAUGUUGUUCCCUACCUCGUCACCGUUGUUGAACGAGCCAGUGGACAUCCACUUUCUCUUUCGAUCGGCCCCAAUAAUGAACUGCGUAAGCCCUCCGAGCUUCUCGACGAUGUUACAGUCAUGGCGGGAGAGUGCCGCGAGCGUAUCUAUGGACCCCACGAGUGGCUCCUCCCAGAAGGCGUGGUGGAUUUCCGGCCAUUCACGCAACUCCGGUCGCUCACCCUCGAUUCCAUGCAAGAUCUGGUGCGCCGUGGCACCAGUUGA